AUGUCAGUAAACAGGCUCAUCUCAAGACUCAACAAGACGCUUUAUUUCGAGCUCACAGAUGAUCGCACAAUAUUUGGUCAAUUCACGCUAAUCGAUAAGGAGAAGAACAGCGAACUGAGCGAUGAAAAUGCAGUGGACGCAGACGCUCCAGGCGAGCGUUGGGUGGGUAUAGUGAUGAUACCAAGGCAUCGAGUAAAGGCCGUCUACGAAUGA
Molecule: messenger RNA, 213 nt
Organism: Wallemia ichthyophaga EXF-994
Lineage: Eukaryota; Fungi; Basidiomycota; Wallemiomycetes; Wallemiales; Wallemiaceae
Exons: 2
Coding region: 1-213 (70 amino acids)
Source: RefSeq, a predicted model, not a curated record